CGUCAACAUUGUCAACACUGUCAAUAUAGAAUCGAAAAUUCACUGAAAAAAUUUAUUAAGUAAUUACGCACAGUAUAAUUUUUUUGUAUUUUUUUUACGAUUAUUUUCACGUAAAUGUCAACAAAAUGCUACAAACAAUGCCUGAUAUGGAGGGAAACAUGCUCCGAUACAAAUUCUUUGAUCACGAUUCUGUUUUACGCGAGUACGAGACCAUCGUGAGGAGCUUGAGAGAGGAACUGAAUGUUUGUAAGACGGAGCAAAAUAAACUACGCUUGGAAAUGGAAAAUCUUCAAAAAGAGAAUCAAAGCACAAACGACAAUAUUCGUCACUUAUUGACAGACAAUAAUCAUGAAAACUGUGACAAUGUCGCGUUAAAUAAAGAAGCAGUUACGAAUCUCGAAAAACGCGUCACGAUUUUGCAAAUGGAAAAAGAAUCGGUAUUCCAGCUGUGGCAGAUGGCCUUGAAAGCUAUUGACGUUUUAGAGGAAGAGACCAAAACAUUCAGGAGGGAAGAUAAAAACGUGCACAUCCACCAGGAGCAAAUUAAUAACAUCAAAGAAACGUACUCUGACGCGAUAAAGGUACUGGAGUCGAAACUAAUCGAGGCCAAAGAGAAUUUUUUUCAGCAACAAGUGCUUUGGGAAAAGAGUCAAGAUAAAAUCGAUCAGAUGACCAAAGAAAGGGACGAUCUGCUUCAACAACUCAAUAAUUUCAAACAGCAGAUUUCUGAAAAAGAGAAACAACACGACGCUGUUGUGGAAUCGCUAAAGGUAAAUUUGAGUUGCACCAAAAGCGAGCUUGAACAGAUAAAAGUGUUGAAAAUAGAUUUAGAACACAAGUUAAAGGACGCGCAGAAAUUUGCCAAUACCAUGCUUUCUAAAGAUAUUGAAGCUAAAAGUAAGGUGUCGGAGGCUGUCGAUUUGGUGGAAUCAGCUGUCAAAGAGAGAAAAGAGAUUUUACAGAGGGAAGCCAAAGUUCUUGAGGAAAAGGUGAAACUGGAAACGUACUUGGCCAAGCUGUCAGAAGAAUAUGCUGGUCGUUUCGAAAGAGAAUCGUUAAAGACCAAAGAAACUUACAACAAAAAUUUAAAAAAGUACUUGUUAGAGAUCAAGGAACUGAAAGCUGAGUUGAAGGAUAGAGCGAUACUGUUGGACAGGUCCCAAAGAGAGCAGAGACUUUUGGAGGAGGAAUUGGAAAGAAUCAGACAGGGUUCGGAUAAUUUUUUCCAAAAGACACACGCAAAAGUAACAAAUCUUCAACAAAAGAUGUGUGAAAAAGAGUACAAGUCACAGCCAAACAAAGAGGGUUUUAAAUUAAUAUACGACGACAAGAUUCAAUUUUUGGAAAGUCAGAUCAAUCAUCUGCAAGAAAAGUUGUCGAAUACUAGUGACAAAUUGAGACGAGUGAAUAUGCAGAGCUGCAGAGAUGUGGAAGAUCAUGUGCGAGAGGCAGACGACCGCACACGGGAGAUCAUGGACAAAUGCUCGAACUUUGAGAGACAGUUGUCUCGGGCCCUCAUCGAUAAAGACAAUUUAGCGUCUAGUUUGCAUGCCUUGGAGGUGACUUUUGCUAAAGAAUUGCAAAAGAGAAAUCAAGAAAAAUUACUGCUCGAAAACAAGAUUCGAAAUUUGCAGGAUAGAAUCGUUAAUCCUGAUACUAUUUUUCACGAGUCAAGGAUAUUUUCCGAUGGUACAUCAAAUAGAAAAAAUACCGAUCAGCAGACUUUGAUGAAUUUUGAUUCUAUGGGAAAUACGUUGGCUAUUCAGGAAAAAUAUGAAAGAAAAACAAAAGAACUUACUCAACUUGUUGAAACCCAUCAAAAAUUGAGUAACAAAUGGAAAGAAGAGGCUAAUUUACUGACAUCAAAAUUUCAAAAACGCACUCAAGAAUUCAGAAAUAAAGUAAAUACUUUACAAAAACAAAAUGAUGACUUAACCAGAGAAUUACUUUUCUAUCAACAACUGCUUGCUCGGUGUAAUACGCAAUUCAUUCAAAAUCAUAAAAUAGAUUCUGAAGACAGGUGACAAAUGCUUAAAGUUUAAAGUUGAAAUG
Messenger RNA from Copidosoma floridanum, 2052 nucleotides. RefSeq lists its product as uncharacterized. Lineage: Eukaryota; Metazoa; Arthropoda; Insecta; Hymenoptera; Encyrtidae. The record is from RefSeq and is a predicted model, not a curated record. Gene Ontology annotation, cellular component: centriole. Gene Ontology annotation, biological process: cilium assembly; clustering of voltage-gated sodium channels.